AUGACUUCAGGGGGGCAGCAUGUCUCCCUUAGCCUGUCGACAACCAAGAAGAAGGUCAGACGGGGGCAGCAGCGCGCUCUGAAGCGACGAACGAAUCCGCCUGGACAGCAAGAGAAGAAGAAGCGAGGCGCCUGAACGGGUGCGCUGAUGUGAUGCCGGUCCAUGUGAUCGCAAAGGGAACAGGACCUGGUAUUCAGGUACCGGCACACCUGAAGAGGAUCCUGGUCUCUGCUAUCAGCAGCAGCACAAGCUGCUUUGAUUUGUCUGUAAAGGGUAAAGUCAUUCAAAAGGGGCCGCUGGUGUCCUUAGAGGAUGGAAACGCCAUCCUGAAGACUGUGAUUGAAGAUGGAGCGUCUCAGCCGAACACCUCAUCCUGCAGUCAGUCCAUCAAUGUGGUUCUUCGAGGAGCGCUGGCUGAAGACUUCUCCAGAGCCGUCAGUCAGGGGGAUGAGGUGGUGGUCUCGGGCUUCACGGUGGGAAAGUCUCCCACUGUUCUUAAAGACAAGCUGCACUCGUGGAACCUGCUGCUGUCUGGAGACGACGCCUGUGUCUAUGUCUCCCAUCUCCAGGCUCCGGCGUCCAGCAAGAGGAGCGUGGCGCUCACUGCUGAGGUUUCCAGGAUGGCCAAGGCUCCAAAGUACACAUAUGUCGGCUUGGGCAACCUGAAGCCUGGCACUGUCGUCAAUGUCUACGGUGUGGUCAUCUUCUUUAAACCGCCCUUCAAGAGCCGUGGCACAGAUUUCUGCUCCUCAUUGAAGAUCAUUGAUCAGUCCAACCAGAAGGUCUGCUGCACCAUCUUCCGUAAGAAGCUCGAGGACCAUCCCAAAAUCUUCCAGAUCGGUGACAUUGUGCGCCUGCACAGAGUCAAGACUAGCCUGUUCGGCGACUCUGUCACGCUGGUUAACACCUUCGGCUUCUCCGUGGUGACACUGGACGGGAUGGUGGGUGGAGCCAUGGAGCCCCGAACCUCCAGCGCCACCUUCCACUUCGACCAGGAGGACCGUGGCAUAGUGGAAGAGCUCCGAUCCUGGUCCUGCAGCCAGGCCGUGGUCCCAGUGCUUCCCUCGGUCCCUCUGUCCGCUGUCCAGCCCAAAGCCUACUUUGACCUGACCUGCCAGCUGCUGUCCACCACCCGCAUUGACAACACGUGCACAUUGCUGAGGGUCUGGGACGGGACCAGGUGUCCUCACACUCUGCUGAAGGUGACCACGGAACCACAGCACGUAGACACGUCCUCAUCCUCCAAGGAGAGAAGGAAUCUCAUCGCCAGUGUCCUUGCCUAUGACAAUCAUGUAGUGUUCGCCCAACAGCUGCAGCCGGGGGCCUUUGUGAGGAUCUAUAACCUGCGAGCGAUCCCUGGGAGCAGUAAGGUGCCUGGCCUCGGUGAGAGCCAGCCGGAGGUGGACCACCUGGCUUUUCACCUGCACGGGGGGACGGCCUAUGGGAGGGGCAUCCGGGUUCUUCCAGAAAACAGUCCUGAUGUGGAGAAGCUGAAGAUGGUCCUUGAAGCCGUCAGCGAGGAUGAAGACAGCGACUCUGAACUGAGUGACUCGUCGAUGUUGGUCUGGAGUACACCGCCCGAGUACCUCGAUCCUCACUUGGUGGACUGCCACACAGAGCGGUGCUGCCGUCAUGCUGUGCCUGCAGUGACGCUGGACGAGCUGAAGAAGGCCAAAGCCGGUGGAACGCACCACCUCAAGGUCCAGCUGAGGUCCUAUGAGCCGCGCAGACUCCACCAGGCCCUGAAGCUCUAUUGCAGCAAGUGCACGUCCCUGCAGAAUGUGCCAGAUGAGGAUCUCAUUGCAGAUCUCUUCUCAGAGGCUUGCAGAGACUUGGGGCCCUACAGCAUGCCGCCGUGGGCAGUUUGUGGCCAAGUUGCAUGCCCCGGAUCACCCAGCCGAGCCCUCAGCCUUCAUUUUUCCAGUCAGCUGAUAUCUGAGGGCAGAACUAAGGAGCUCUUCUUCCUCAUGGGUUCCACGCUGGAAGAAACGUGUCAGCUGGCGAGCGGGUAUCAGAACAUUGUCCCUGUCAGGGCGUUGGGAGGUCGCCUUGUUCCACUCGACCUCACCGCACCUUUCCUCUUCCGGGGCAGGAGGCGAUACUACGGGUGUCGACGGUGCUCUGAAGCUGAUCUAAAGGAGCCCAGUGUCGACGGAGUCGAGGUGAUCGAUGAAAAGAUUGUCGCUGAAGCUCUCUGCGUUCAGUUGCUGCAGUUUGUGCUGGUGAUGAAGCUGCAGCUGCAGGAUGCCACGGACACGCUGGACGUCUUCCUGUGGAGAGAUGCUGAGUUGUUCUUCGGGGUGUCGGCAGAGGACGUAGCAGGCAAUCAGGAGGCACAGGACUCUGUCCGUCAAACUGUGAACGCCCUGUGUCCAGCAGGGGGCAGUGCAGCCGAGCGUCCAUGGUUGGACGUUUGCCUGACUGCAUACCAAGUGGAGGAUGGUGGCCAGUAUCAAACCUGCUACCAGAUCUGUCAAACCAGAGUUACCUCAACGCCCUGCACAUGAUCCAAGUCCACCUGAAGGUCACCGAUAAAACGUUUUAUUUUUCUACUUGUUUUAAGGUGUUGAUGUCCCAGUCUGAGUCCCUGCUCUGACUCAGGGUCACAUCCAGAAUUUAAAAUUCAUUGAGAAAUAAAUAAGUACGAAGACUUAAUAAAAUGUCCAAAGUUCUUCACUCACCUGGACACGGCGUCCAGCUCUACAGAUGAGAUAAUUUAGUUUAGUCCAUCUCAGCCUUGUGUCUCCCGUCUGGAUUUAAAAUAGAGAAUAUAAUAAAAACUGACUCUGAGUUUUGGGCAUUUUAUUAAUUCUUCAAAUUGUGUCAAUUUGGUUUGUUUGUGUUUAUUUCUGAACAGAUUUUAAAUUUGAGGAUGUCAAGAAUUUUGAGCAGAACUGUGAAAUAAAUGUGCAAAUAAAAUGUUCUUUUUAUCUGCUGUGUAGAAUGUAACAUUUUACUCUGAACCUUGCACCUUUUCAAAAUAAAAGCCUUUGU
This is a messenger RNA of Thalassophryne amazonica, 2994 nucleotides long. RefSeq names its product protection of telomeres 1 homolog (gene pot1). Gene Ontology annotation, molecular function: telomerase inhibitor activity; G-rich strand telomeric DNA binding. The record is from RefSeq and is a predicted model, not a curated record. Gene Ontology annotation, cellular component: nuclear telomere cap complex; chromosome, telomeric region. The transcript is spliced from 20 exons. The coding region runs from base 153 to 2507 and encodes 784 amino acids. Gene Ontology annotation, biological process: telomere capping; regulation of telomere maintenance via telomerase. NCBI's taxonomy places the organism in Eukaryota, Metazoa, Chordata, Actinopteri, Batrachoidiformes, Batrachoididae.